AUGGACGAACACGUCGUCCCACUGCUCGACGAAGCCUCGAUCGCGUACAAAAUCGACAUCGUCCCGUACGACACGAAUGUGUCAUCCGUGGGAGAGAUCAUGGUGGAAAAGUCCACGCUCAUCGACGACGCCGUCGCCGUCGUUCUCGCUUCAUCGUCAAAAGGCCGCAUUCGUGAAUUUUUCAUCGGGAGCGUGUGCAACUAUUGUUUGCAUCGAUGCAAAAAGCCCGUCAUCGUGUACAAGCCUUCGGAAGCGGACGAAAAGGCGGAGGAAGAGCGCGUGCAGACGACACAAAAAGCCGCGUCGUCGGAUGACAAGGAGAAGGCAAAAGACAAGUGA
Molecule: messenger RNA, 339 nt
Organism: Ostreococcus lucimarinus CCE9901
Lineage: Eukaryota; Viridiplantae; Chlorophyta; Mamiellophyceae; Mamiellales; Bathycoccaceae
Exons: 1
Coding region: 1-339 (112 amino acids)
Source: RefSeq, a predicted model, not a curated record